AUGGAUAGGGAAUUAAUUAUUGAUUGCCAACAUAACUAAGAUACUAUUAGUUUAUAACAAAAUCAAACUCGAAAAACACAACAUGACAUCUUACUUAAAAAGUCGUCUCCGUGUUUACAUUUUCAAUAAGCGAAAUAUGGGACCAGACAACCCAUCCAAUUAAAAAACCCUCUGCUCAUUAAAUCAUUAUUUCAGACCCAGAAAUUCUUCAAACAGAGAGAUUCUUCACUUCCUAUUUGCACUCUUAAAACACUGCCUGCUUAACCAAUUUUUUCUUAUCAAACUGAUCGUAUUCAUAGUAAAUGUCCUGCAUUUAAAAGCAUUCGUUUGAAAUCAGGAUUUAAACAAUCAAAACAUUCAAAUGAGGGUCAAAUAAGAAUCGAGACAGCACCUGCUAUGUGUAGAAAUCCAGUAAUACAAAAGGUUUCUUUAUCAAACCUAUUUAAAACCUAAAUUUGCAAUGAAAGAAAAUCAAAACCAAAAGAAUUCUAAUCAUUUAAGAAUGA
Paramecium octaurelia is the source of this 506-nucleotide messenger RNA. NCBI's taxonomy places the organism in Eukaryota, Ciliophora, Oligohymenophorea, Peniculida, Parameciidae. The record is from the annotation of a GenBank genome assembly.